AGGUAACCCCCAUGUACAACGAGGUUCAGCAUGUCAAAACGAUCGAUCUGGCCCCACUUCUUCUUGUCCUCUGAUUUAAACUCUUGCAGUAGCCAGAAGAACGCUCUUACUCUCGCUGCAGCCAACCGUGCCUGUCCAGUCUGGGAAACUGAGAGUUUUCCGUGGAGAUUGUUCAGUGUGAUAAGUGAUAAGAAGGCUGCGUAUCUAUUAAGUGGAUUGUUGGAUAUCCUUUUAUUUAUUUGAGAUUUAAAGGUCUGUUUGAAAAGGAAAAAUCUUCUUUAUAUACAUAAUGGAUGAGAUGGAGGCUAAUCAGUUUAGGGACUUCGGAAAGGCGAUGAUAGACUACGUCGCCAAUUAUCUGGAGAAUAUAAGGGAGAGGCGGGUUUUGCCUACUGUAGAACCAGGGUAUUUACGUCCUCUACUUCCCAGUGAGGCACCUCAAAAACCUGACACAUGGCAAGAAGUUAUGGCUGACAUUGAAAAAGUCAUUAUGCCUGGAGUUACACACUGGCAUUCACCAAAGUUUCAUGCAUAUUUUCCUACUGCCAACUCCUAUCCUGCUAUUGUAGCAGAUAUUCUCAGUGAUGGUAUUGCUUGCAUCGGUUUUUCAUGGAUCGCAAGUCCCGCUUGCACCGAACUCGAAGUCGUGAUGAUGGACUGGUUGGGAAAAAUGAUAGGUCUCCCAGAGGAAUUCCUCGCUUGUUCAGGGGGUAAGGGGGGCGGCGUAAUCCAGGGGACUGCGAGUGAAGCUACGCUAGUUGCCUUGCUUGGAGCCAAAGCACGUGCCAUUCAUCAUGUGAAAAAAGAACACCCAGAUUGGAAAGAUGCCGAUAUAGCCGAGAAAUUGGUGGGAUACACUUCUAGUCAAAGUCAUUCUUCGGUUGAACGAGCUGGUCUUCUUGGUGGUGUUAAGUUAAGAGGUCUACCCACAGACGAAUCAAACCGACUACGAGGGGACACUUUAGAAAGGGCAAUCAAGGAGGAUAGAGAAGCUGGCCUUAUUCCAUUUUACGUUGUCGCCACUCUGGGAACAACCUCAUCCUGCACCUUUGACAACCUUGAAGAGAUCGGUCCCGUGUGUAAUGUUAACAAGGUGUGGCUCCACAUCGACGCCGCUUACGCAGGCGCAGCCUUCACUUGUCCCGAGUACAGGUAUCUGAUGAAGGGCGUAGAGAUGGCCGAUUCCUUUGACUUUAACCCGCACAAAUGGAUGUUGGUCACAUUUGACUGUUCUGCAAUGUGGCUUAAAGACCCCAACUGGCUCGUGGAUGCCUUCAAUGUAGACCCUCUCUACUUGAAACACGACCAACAAGGCUCAGCACCGGAUUACAGACACUGGCAGAUUCAGCUCGGCCGUAGGUUCAGAGCUCUCAAGAUUUGGUUUGUCUUGAGACUGUACGGAGUCGAGAACAUCCAGAAGCAUAUACGGAAGCAGAUUGGGCUUGCACAUCAUUUCGAAGAAUUGGUCAAGUCGGACGAUAGGUUCGAGGUAACUGAGGAGGUGCUUAUGGGUUUGGUGUGCUUCAGGCUAAAGGGCCAGUCGAACGAAGUCAACGAACGACUUUUGAAGAGGAUCAACGCGAGGGGUACCAUACAUUUGGUUCCUUCUAAGAUAAGAGAAAUGUACUUUUUGAGAAUGGCUGUAUGCUCUAGGUUAACUGAGAAGGAAGACAUGGAUUUAACAUGGAAAGAAGUACGGGAAUCUGCUGAUGAUAUUUUGGGAGAGUAGAAAAUGAAUGAAUUUCAGGUGCAUCUGUUAUACCUCAACAUGUAUUCCUGCCACAUAAUAACGAUUAAUAAUUAUUUAUAAAUUAUUUAUUGCAAUAAAUGUAUAUAUGUAUGUGUUGGAAGGACCAAUAAAAAAACAGCUAAAUUAUGUAUUGUACAAGUAAAUAUAAUUGUUGAAGCA
Harmonia axyridis is the source of this 1909-nucleotide messenger RNA. Its product is annotated as aromatic-L-amino-acid decarboxylase-like. The record is from RefSeq and is a predicted model, not a curated record. Gene Ontology annotation, molecular function: aromatic-L-amino-acid decarboxylase activity; pyridoxal phosphate binding. Bases 290 to 1729 code for a protein of 479 amino acids. The transcript has 8 exons. Lineage: Eukaryota; Metazoa; Arthropoda; Insecta; Coleoptera; Coccinellidae. Gene Ontology annotation, biological process: amino acid metabolic process; catecholamine metabolic process; serotonin biosynthetic process.